This is a messenger RNA of Bipolaris maydis ATCC 48331, 582 nucleotides long. RefSeq lists its product as uncharacterized. NCBI's taxonomy places the organism in Eukaryota, Fungi, Ascomycota, Dothideomycetes, Pleosporales, Pleosporaceae. The record is from RefSeq and is a predicted model, not a curated record.
AUGAUCCAAAUCCACUCCACAAAACACGAGCCCGACCCAACCCUCACUCACUCUUUCCUCAUAAGCUUCAUCAUACUCCAAACUAUACCAUGGCUACGACGCACAUUCCGUAUCAAGCAUCUAUCAUCAUACCUCUUAAACUUGUUACAAUCAAUCCUCAGACCCAUACCACCCAGCCCUAUCCUCACCAACCCCUCCCCGCCCGACACAGCCCUUCACAACGGCAUCCCCUACAUCUCCCUCAAUAGCGCCUACCACCACACGCUCCGCCAAUCCUGGACCAACGACCCCACCAAGCUCUACCUCGAAAGCUGCUUCGACCCCGAAUCCCCUGUCAAUCUCGCCACUGACUUUGGUAUCGAGGGGUUGUGUCCCGUAGUCAAGGCUACGGAGGGGGAUAGGUUUAUAUUAAGGGAUGGAAGGGGGAGGUAUUAUCUUUGGGAUGGGUGGAGUGGGGAGUUAAGACGGUUUAGGGAGAGGUGGACGCAGGGGUGCAAGAAUAAGGAGGAGGUGGUGCAGGGGCUCGUGUGCGAGAUGACGUGGGCGGAGGCGGAUACGGAUGUUGUUGGUAGGGGGAGGUGA